CUCUCUUAGUGGUGGACUUGGACGCGGAACGGAUGGAGCCGGAAGCCGGCGGACGGAACAUUGAUGGGGAUGGACCGGCGGUGCUGCCGGAGAUGAGCGACGAGGAGUUGUUGGCGGCAGAGCUCGAGUUCAGCGAAGGGACUCAGCAAAGUGAAGGAGACAAUUACACUUCCAGCAAGUGUAGCGAGUCUAACCAGACUGGCCAUGGAACAGACAAAGCUUCCUGCAGUGGACAUGAGCAAUCUUCCAUUCAGCUGGCUGUGUCAGGGAAUGGAAGUGAUUCUCAGUGUGAAGGCAGCAGCUUCAAAAGGAUCCCACAGGAGCGGUUUGAUCGAAAGUACCUGAGUGUCACAGAUCUGAGUCAACAGGCUUGGUGCGAACAGCAGGUGGUCUAUGGGAUGGAAAUGCCGCACGUUCAACGACUACGUGAUGAGCAUCCAGUUGUGAAAACUGGUAGCAGCAUUCAUCUGGCAAGAGAAUUGGAGAUCCAGGACAUUGUCCCAAUCAAUAUACAGUGCCAAGAAGAUAGUUGGGGUGUUAAACUUCUUAAUUUUCUCUCAAUGAUCCAGUUCUUGCAGACAGGAGAGCGUGUCCGAGAGUUGCCUGUGUUUGGAGAAGUGGAGGGGAUUUUCCUGGUUGGUGUGAUUGAUGAGUUGUGCUAUAAUUCCAGUGGUGAACUGGAACUCCGUGAACUGAAAACUCGUGGUCAACCAACAUUACCCCAUGCAGCCCAAAGGAAGAGCCAUCACUUACAAGUCAGUGUAUACAAACUUCUCUUUGAGGCUCUGAUCAAAGGCCAGCUGAACAAAGACACAAUCAUUCACCAUCUUCACUUACAAACAGAGCGGAGCUUCAGUUCAGAGGUCAUGGCAUAUGCUGAGAUGAUAGGAUUGUCUGUAAACACAUUUGGUGACCUCUUGGAUUUAAUUUUUUUGAACCUGAUGUAUGCCGAGAUCCCCACCAUUGAUGUCCUAAAGAUAGAAUACUGUUACCAAGCUGAUGCAUCUGUAAUUGGGACAGAAGUGGUGUGCUUUGAAGAGGAGUGGGUUAAAAAGGAGCUGAAAUAUUAUUGCUCCUUCUGGAAGGGCCAGAGGGAGGCCAAGGGGGUGGACAUCGAGGAGGCCUGGAAAUGUCGGACAUGCGACUUUGCCGAUAUUUGUCAAUGGAGAAAGAAGAAAGCUGAAGAAGCAGCAGAGAAGAAUCAAGCAAAUCGUAGAAAAUGAGGAUCAAGUUUUAGUUUAAAGGGGCAAUCAAAUUUCUUCUCUAUUGUUAGCAUGCCAGGUAGUGAACUUGUUAACAAUGCCUCUUGAUAAAUGAAACACAUCAUUGCCAAUGUAUCAUUCAGCUGGCCAGGAUACACACUCGACCAAGGAGCCAUGCUCACAGAAGAUUAUGUUAUCAUUCACGAGGAAAUCUGCAGAUGCUGGAAAUUCAAGCAACGCAUACAAAAUGCUGGUGGAACACUGCAGGCCAGGCAGCAUCUAUGAGGAGAAGCACUGUCUAUGUUUCGGGUUGAGACCCUUUGUCAGGACUAACUGAAAGGAAAAAAGUCCUCAUGAAGGGUCUCGGCCGGAAACGUCAACAGUGCUUCUCCCUAUAGAUGCUGCCUGGCCUGCUGUGUUCCACCAGCAUUUUGUAUGUGUUGCUUAAGUUAUCAUUAUUGGUUUUGUACUGCCUCAGUCCAGUACCCUGUGGAAAGCACCUUUACAUGUGAAAUGCAUUGGGAUACUGACAGCUGCUUAGCUGUUUGCAGAUCUAUAGCAAUCUGGACAAAUAGCUGUACUAGUGGACCAGGUAUGCUAAGAGGCAACAUUACUUGCAGCAUUUCUUGAAAUUUAACCAAAUACCAUGUCACUAUUAUGAAGGAAAUACAGUCCUGCGUGUGUUUGUGGGUUUUCUGGCCAAAUAUAGUUGAUGUGGCAGGGAGGACGAUGGGGAGUUUUGUGGCACAUUUCAUAACCACAUAAUGUUCCAAGGAACUACUAAUUGCUGAGGUUGUUAAUUGUGAUUAUUAUUGUGCUGUGGCUUGACAGUUGAACUUAACUGAUUGUAAACAGUAGUUCAACCAGUAUAUUUAGACAAAGUCAACAAUUUUCUUCCAUUUCAAAGAAAUGGAACCACAGCUUAAUGCUUUGCUAUCAGAACAGUCUGACUUAAAGUUUUUAGAAUCACCCUCAGUGGUGACAAAUUUACACUUGUAAACUAUAGGAAGGAAAUCUGAGGGCAAAAUAAUAAUUCUGGAAUUUUAUAUUCAAGCUUAUUAUCAUUCAACCAUACUUAUGUGCACAGCUGAACAAAACAACAUUCCUUUGGGAGGAACCCAGGUUCAAACCUCAGUACAUAUGUAAUAUGAAGUAAUAUUAACACUAUUAUCAGAAAAUUAAAAAGUCCUGUAGAUGUACAAGUUGACAUACUGCAUUUGUGACAUAUGGUUAAAUGCUACUGCUGCUGUCAUAAAUAAUGUAGUAGCAAGGUGUCUACUUUUCAUUCUUUAGUUAUUUUUACCUUUAACCUUCUGGCGUAAUCAUAACCACUACAGUCUAGCAACACUAUGACCACAUUGAUCAUUUUGCAUUAAAAAUUAACUUCUAAUUGUGUUAUUUCUUGUAAAAAGUGUGUACUUUAUGUUGAGUCAUUGUCAUACAGCACUUAACAUGCCAUUCAGCCCAACUAGUCUAUGCCAACCAAGAUGCUUCUUCCAUGCUAGCCCAUUUACCAGUGUUUGGUCCAUAACCUUCUAAACAUUUCCAAUCAUGUACUUAUCCAAUGCUCUUAUUUCCAAUUGCCCACAUAUAAUCAUCUGGGGUUGGUAGAUAGCACAUUCGCCUUUCUCCAGGCAGUUGAAUGAAUCCAUCAAGUUAGUGAGCAUUCUGGCACAAGAUGCUUUUAUUAAAAAAUGUUUUCCAUUUCCUCAUUCAAUCUUGUAAUCAUCGUUCACUUCUGGCAUUUUAUUCAGAGGUUAGUGUUCAAUAAAAAAGCCUUCAUAUUUCCACAGUAUUGGUAAGCUUCUGGUACUGAUGAUUGAGAAAGAUUGAUCCAUGGAUUGUUGUACAAUUUCUAGAAGAUGGUUGAUGCUCAGCAAAAAUUCCAAGUAGGUAAUAACCAAAUUGGUUACAGUAGAAAUAGUCUGUGGAGGUGUGGAGUAAAGUAGAAUGGGGCAUUUGUAAUGAUGAAAGAGGCAAUGAUGCAAAGACUGAAUGUUGCAGCUGUACCAGGAGAUAAAACACUUCAGAAAGUCAUAAAGUGGCAGAAACAGCCCCAUCAGCCCACUGUGUCUAUGCCUGUCAUCAUAUACCAAUGUGUAUUAAUCCCUUUUUGCAUCCUUCUCCCUUUGGCCUUUAUGCCAUGGUAUUUGAAGGGGUAAUCCACAUUCUUUAUAAAUCUUGGAGAGUACUUGUUUACCAUUGUCCCCUCGGGCAGUGCAUUCCAGAUUUCAACCACCCUCUAGAUGAAAAAAAAAUUCAAGUCUCCUUUGAAUCUUUUUCCCUGUACCUUAAACUUGUAUCUCUGCUGGAUAUAGGUAUCUCUGCUUGAGGGGAAAAGUUUCUAAUUACCCUCACACAGCUGGAUGCAUCUAUGUAAAACUACAGGUGCUCAGCAGAUUUAAGGAGAAAAAGGCUUUUACAGUAUCUUAAACAGGAAAAUAUUAAAUAUGAAACAUAAGAAUUUGCAUACUGAUAUUACAACUAAUAAUUACGGAGCCUUUGACCUGUUGAAAGGUAAGCUGCAGUUGAUGUUAAGCAUUAUAACAAUGUUUAUAAGCUUGAAGUUUGUAUGGUGCCCAGAGCUAUUUUUUGACAAAAUAUAAUUUAUUGUGCCCCAUGUACUUAGUGCACUGAAAUGCUUUCUACAGUUUUAAACCUUAAGCAACAGUUGCUGACAUUGUAAUAUUUUGUAUUAAUUCUCUAACCAUGAUCCAUGAUCAUAAAUAAUAAAAACUUGAGUUUGUUCUG
Molecule: messenger RNA, 3953 nt
Organism: Hypanus sabinus (Atlantic stingray)
Lineage: Eukaryota; Metazoa; Chordata; Chondrichthyes; Myliobatiformes; Dasyatidae
Gene: exo5
Product: exonuclease 5
Exons: 6
Coding region: 33-1223 (396 amino acids)
Biological process (GO): interstrand cross-link repair
Cellular component (GO): nucleus
Molecular function (GO): single-stranded DNA 5'-3' DNA exonuclease activity
Source: RefSeq, a predicted model, not a curated record